CUCUCUCUCUCUCUCUCUCUCUCCUUUCUUCCUCAUUCCAAAGCCUUUUUGGCAAAACAAUUAUUUAGUUCACGAGCAAGCACUUCCUCCCAAAAAAAAAAAAAAUCAAAAAAAGGGCAUCCACAAGCAAGAGUUUUUCAAAAGGGGAAAAAUUGAAAGAGGAAAUUCUUGAAACAGAACAAAAACGCUAAAACAAAAUCUCUGACAUUGCUAGAGAUCUAAAAUACUCAAGUUGUGGCCGAGAUCCAAAGCCCUUAGCUACCUCUCUUCUCUUCUUUUCUUCUAAAUUAAACCACCCCUUUACUCCAAGUUCUUCUAAUUCACACCAAUUAGAAGAACGAAGGAAAAAAAAAAAAGUUUCCUUUUUUUGAUCAAUCUUCUUCACAUCAAUAGAAAGCAAGAUUACCCAAUUGAGUCCUUUUGUAAAUUUUAUGCAAAGUUUGAAACUUUAGGGCAAAUUUUUGUUUUUGGGAUUGUGUACUUUAUCUACUUCUAUUUUAAGAAAGAAGUGGGAAAAAAAAUAGGGUUGAGAAAUUUAUAAUGCUUACCUUGUCACCUAUUAGGAGUGGCAACAAAGAUGAGAAACAAGGAGACAUGGAGAGGUUUGAUGAUUUUCCCAACUUUGAUGAUGAUACAAUUUUGCUUGACAGCAUCAACUUCGAUGAUCUUUUUGUGGGAAUCAACGAUGGAGAUGUGUUGCCUGAUUUGGAGAUGGAUCCUGAACUCCUCGCUGAAUUCUCCGUUAGUGGUGGUGAGGAGUCGGAAGUCAACGCUUCAUCGGUAUGUUUAGAAAAAUUCGACGACAAUACAUUAAAGAUUAUUGAUAAUAAUAAAGAUGAUGAUGAAGAUGAGAAAGAUUUGGAUUCGAGAUCUUGUGAACAAGUGGUGGAUCAAGAGAUUUUGAGUAGACGAGAUGAUGAAUUGGCCACACCAACUAAUAUUAUUGAAGAAGGCAACCCUUUGGUGAAAGAUGGUGGCGAUAAAAUUCUUAAACCCCAAAAGUGUUCUUCUCAAUCCAAAAAUUCUCAAGGCAAGAGAAAAGUUAAGGUGGAUUGGACUCCGGAGCUGCACCGGCGGUUUGUGCAAGCCGUUGAGCAAUUGGGAGUGGAUAAGGCAGUUCCUUCUAGAAUAUUGGAGCUUAUGGGAAUUGAAUGUCUCACUCGCCAUAACGUUGCUAGCCAUCUUCAAAAAUAUAGGUCGCAUCGAAAACAUUUGUUGGCUCGUGAGGCGGAGGCGGCGAGUUGGAGUCAAAGGCGGCAGAUGUACGGCGGCGGUGGAGGUGGUGGAGGAGGGAAGAGAGAGGUGAGUCCAUGGGUUGCACCCACCAUGGGAUUUCCGCCCAUGACGCCCAUGCACCCUCAUUUUAGGCCUUUACACGUGUGGGGUCAUCCUUCUAUGGAUCAAUCUCUAAUGCACGUGUGGCCUAAGCACCUCCCACAUUCACCAUCUCCGCCACCUCCAUCCACUUCUCCGCCAUCUUCAUGGUCACACGCCGCCGUUCCUCCUCCCCCUGACCCUUCUUACUGGCACCACCACCACCACCAACGGGUUCCAAACGGUUUAACCCCAGGAACGCCAUGCUUCCCACAGCCAAUUCCGACCACGAGAUUUGGUGGGGCAGGUUUCUCGGUAAUCCCACCGCCUCAUCCGAUGUACAAAGCAGAGCCCACCAGCAGUACCACCACCGUCGGCCGUUCUCCGUCUCACCCGCCCCUCGACUCGUAUCCAUGGUGGAUUUGGCAGUCAAAAGAGAGUGUUGACUCAGCGAUCGGAGAUGUUUUAGCAAAGCCAUGGCUACCACUUCCUCUUGGAUUAAAGCCUCCGUCUUUAGACAGUGUGAAAGUGGAACUCCAACGACAAGGCAUUCCUAAAAUACCACCCACUUGUGCUGCUUAGCUUCUUCAUCAUCAUCAUUAUCAUCAUCCCAACGAGCUGGAAUUUCAUUUUCCCUAAAGCUAGCUCUUCCAUUAAUUUGACGACAUCUCUCUCUCUGCUGCAUUUUGCAUAUAUUAUCUUUUCUAAAUGCAUCUACUACUACUAUUACCCUAUUCUCGCCACUUUGCUUAAUUAUUAUAUUAUUAUUAUUGUAUCUUGUAUUAACAUUAGCUAGAGAAACUUUUUCUUUUUCUUUUUCUUUUUCUUUUCUUCUUUUUUGUAAUAAUAAUUCCAACACUAAUAACGAAUAAAUAUUAAUAAUUAGAGACUUUUUCCCCAC
Messenger RNA from Benincasa hispida (wax gourd), 2215 nucleotides. The record is from RefSeq and is a predicted model, not a curated record. Lineage: Eukaryota; Viridiplantae; Streptophyta; Magnoliopsida; Cucurbitales; Cucurbitaceae.